AUGGGUCAAAGGAGAGUAUCGUCAUAUUAUAUCCCUCCAAACUUUGAUCCAUCUGAUACAGGAAGGAAAUCGAAACCUAAAAAUGGACAGCAUGAUACACGAUUUAUGCUUCCAAUGGCAAUUAAAUGCAAUAAUUGCGGAUUUAUAAUGGGACCAGGUACCAAAGCAAACUCAAGAAAAGAAAUAGCGUACGGCCAAGAUUACCUUGGAAUUACAGUUUAUAGACUAUACAUUCAUUGCAAAGAAUGUUAUGGAGAAAUUGUACUGAAAACUGAUCCAGAGAAUUCUGAUUACAUUGUAGAGUCAGGAGGAACGCGCCAUUUUGAGCCUUGGAGAGAUUUCCGCAUUGAACAAGCAAAAGAAUUAAAAGAAAAAUUAUCAGGCAGCCGUAUAAAAGAAGUUGAAAAGACCAGAUCUGACACAAUGCGUGAUAUCAAUCAGACAGCCGAAUUAGAUAUGAUAACAAAAAAAGGACUGCAUCAACGUCGUCCUAAAUUAAGUGAUUUAGACAAAAUCUAUAAGAAUUCGGACACAAUAGUUCAUCAUUCUGAAUCUGAUAAGAAAAUUGUUGAAAAUUUUGUUGAGAAGCCCCAAAUCAAAGAAGAUAAAGUUCAAAUGAAACACAUUCCUAUUGGAACAACAAAUAUUUGGUCCUCAAUUGGAGAUGGAUUAGAUGAGCCUUAG
Molecule: messenger RNA, 684 nt
Organism: Trichomonas vaginalis G3
Lineage: Eukaryota; Parabasalia; Trichomonadida; Trichomonadidae
Product: mRNA splicing, via spliceosome
Exons: 1
Coding region: 1-684 (227 amino acids)
Biological process (GO): mRNA splicing, via spliceosome
Cellular component (GO): U2-type catalytic step 1 spliceosome
Source: RefSeq, a predicted model, not a curated record